Molecule: messenger RNA, 1413 nt
Organism: Amyelois transitella
Lineage: Eukaryota; Metazoa; Arthropoda; Insecta; Lepidoptera; Pyralidae
Exons: 7
Coding region: 1-1413 (470 amino acids)
Source: RefSeq, a predicted model, not a curated record
AUGCAGAGACGUCAGGACGACGACCCAGACACCCCCAAAAGUAGACCAGGCUCCAGGAGAAACUCCACCAGCCACUCCAGGAGGAAUAGCAUCAAGAAAGAGAAAGAAAAGGUUAACGGUUCAUCUUGCACCUCAACUCCGAAGAAGGUGGCCGCUAAGCCCGCCAAUUUGGACUUCGUUGUCACAGGGAGACAAUGCCUGAAGAAGUCUGACCGCGCUAACUCUCUGCCUGGGUACCGGAGGCCGUCAGUGGACUCCAUCAAGAGUAAGAAGUUUGAGUCUCCGAAGCGGUCCGCCCCGCAUGAGUCGCAAUCCUCGAAAAGCAGAGAAACUUCUUUAGAAGAUGACAUGUCGUUAGAUCUCUCGCAGGUAUCCGACUUCGAAGACACCAACUCGAAAUACGGCAUAAACCAGAAAUUCACUGCUUUAGCGACCGCCACUCCGAAAUCACAACGGCCCAAGCCAAGAAGCGGGUCCUUGCAAAGCCAUCUCCAUCAGAAGCUGGACACCAAGAAGGUUCAAAAGUCCUUCGACAGUCCAAAGCAGAGUCGAGAUACCAGUCGGGAGAGUGUGUAUAAAACGUCGUCCUCUGCUAGUCCCUACAGGUAUGGCGUUAGCACAGAGUUGGAUUACUCCUCAGUGUCCCCGGAGUACUCCGGGCUGUCGUCAGCGGACCUGUCUCCGCGGAUGGCGCGCCAGGAGCCCGCCACGCCGCGCAGUCACGAACUACAUAACGUCUCCAGCUGUUGCGGCAGCAGUUGGCAGGACUGCUCGGAGUUGGACACGGCCGUAGCUGAGAGGACGGCGGGCGAGUGGAACUCCUUCUGGGCGAACUACAACAACUCCGUGUCCAAAGUUCCAGUGCAGAGCUACUACGAUCAGUGUCCGACGCCGUAUAGGACUGAGAACAUCGACUUGGCCGAUUUGGACGGUUCAAGAAAGCGGACACCGGAAGACAUAGAUAACAUAAACUACGUAAUCCGAAACGAAGGUCUUAAUCUUACUCCCCGAGAAACACAAAACAUUAUAAAAUGCGCGCAUAUACUUGGCAAUGUGCUUACAAAGGCUAUAGAAAGACGAUGCCGUGACAAGGACAUAGAUACCAAAAUACACGAAGUAAAGACAGAGACGGAAGACCCAGAGAAAGAAGAAAUUAAAAAGAAUUUGACGCUAGACUUGAAAGAGAAAAACAUACCUGCCGAUGUAGGGGAAGAAAAGAGAAGCGAGACUGUGACGACUCAAACUGACAUUUCGCUGCCGAAUACAAAAAGCGCGCCAAGAAUCUUCGAGAAAAUUCUGCGGCAAUUAUCCAGAACGUCAUUGGAAGAGGCUCUUGAUAAGGACAUUAAAAAUGCUGAUAAAGCUUUUGAUAAUAAAGUUGAAGAGAAAAAGGACCCAGCUAAAGAGACUUAA